Molecule: messenger RNA, 606 nt
Organism: Dreissena polymorpha
Lineage: Eukaryota; Metazoa; Mollusca; Bivalvia; Myida; Dreissenidae
Product: thyroid peroxidase-like
Exons: 4
Biological process (GO): response to oxidative stress
Molecular function (GO): heme binding; peroxidase activity
Source: RefSeq, a predicted model, not a curated record
AUGCUUUUUCUGGAUAAGAAGAAUAAUAGCUUAGAUCUGCCGGCUAUUAACAUUCAAAGGUCACGAGAACAUGGUACACCUGCCUACAACCAUUGACGAGUACAUUGUGGGUUAGCAAAAGCUGACAUGACUAAUGACGGCCGGUUUACUCUUCUUCACACAGCAGAACAAACUCAGAAAUUACAGAAAGCAUACAGGCAUGUUGAUGGCAUUGAUCUAUUCGCGGGCGCUAUGACGGAGACGUUACUUCCGCAGAGCGCAGUGGGUCCCACGUUCGCAUGUUUACUGGGCCGUCAGUUCCGGAGGCUAAUGCGAGGCGACAGAUACUGGCACGAACUCCAUUUUGAGUACAACAGGUUUACUAAAGGUCACACCCUUCGCAAGCCUGCAUAUAAUACGACAGGGCAAUCUCUCACAUGGAACCCCCAAACGCAAAGGAAGAAAGAGAGGCAUAGAAACGCCAGGCGCCGUGAUCUGGAUGCAGAUGCUAAGCAGAUGCGCAAAACAUGGAGGCAGCUGGAAAGACUCGCCCAGAACCGAGACGCCUGGAGGAAGUUGGUUUGCGGCCUAUGUCCCAAACGGGUCCUCAGACGAAAAAGAGAUUAG